UUGGCCGAUUGAUUUCAGUCCCAGAACCAGAGCUAUGGCCCUGCACGAACCUGUCACGCCUCCGCGCAGCGAUCUCUUCCCCAAACGAUCCGAUGUCACGCCGGGCGAUGAACGGUUCCGGGGAUCAACGACGUGCGCGCGCGCGUGUGCUGCUUCUGCUAACUAGCUCCGCUGUUUGUUUCUCGCCUCAAAUACAUGCAGAAAAACAAAACAAGUAUGCAGGCCGACAUUAGAGAGAACUCCCCCCGACACGAGACAGGAUGUGUGCGGUGUUUAGCGCCUUCAUUCGCGUGUCUGUAUUUCCUCCUCACAGUCUCCUAGUGUAGCCAUUACAGGUUAGCAUUGCUGAACCCGGAGCAGCAUCACCUUCUACUCAGCACUGUUCGGGGUUCUCUACGGGUGGAUCUUUUCUAGACUUCCUUUUUGUAAACAGAACAGAAAAAUAGCAGGGCUGUGCGUGUGAGUGAACGCUGUCCUGUAGUUUGUUCGUGUCGCGGCCACAUCGGGGGACAUGCAGACGUUUCUGCGGGGAAAACGCGUGGGCUACUGGCUCAGCGAGAAGAAGAUGAAGAAGCUCAAUUUCUUGGCUUUCGCCGACAUGUGCAGGAAACGAGGCAUCGAAGUGGUUCAGCUCGACCUGAGCCAGCCUCUGGAGGAGCAGGGCCCGUUAGACGUCAUCAUCCACAAGCUGACAGACCUGAUCCUGGAGGCGGACCAGAACGACACGCAGGCUCUCUUACUGGUUCAACGUGUGCAGGACUAUAUUGAUGCUCACCCUGAGACCAUAGUCCUGGAUCCACUCCCAGCCAUCAGGACACUGCUUGACCGCUGCAAGUCUUACCAGCUGGUCCACCGAAUAGAGGCCCGCAUGCAAGAUGAGAGAAUCUGCUCUCCUCCAUUCAUGGUGCUGAACAGUGAGUGCGGUCCAGACACACUGGAACAGAUCAAACAACAUGGUCUUACAUUCCCUUUCAUUUGCAAAACACGAGUAGCACACGGAACCAACUCCCAUGAGAUGGCCAUUAUCUUUAGUGAUGAGGAUCUAAAGGAUGUGAAGCCGCCAUGUGUUAUUCAGAGCUUCAUCAACCAUAACGCUGUGCUCUAUAAGGUGUUCGUGGUGGGCGAGUCUUACACCGUGGUGGAGCGACCCUCCCUGAAGAAUUUCCCCUCUGGCCCUGCUGACCGAAAAGCUAUUUUCUUCAACAGCCAUAAUGUGUCCAAGCCAGAGUCAUCCUCAGACCUAACAUCUCGAGAGAAUGUAGAAGGGGUGUCCCAGCCACCCAACGAUGAUGUCAUCAGGGAACUGUCCAGAUCUCUUCGACAGGCUUUGAGAGUGUCGCUCUUCGGCAUCGACGUCAUCAUCGACAACCAGACAGGCCAACAUGCGGUCAUCGACAUCAAUGCUUUCCCCGGGUAUGAGGGUGUUCCGGAGUUCUUCACUGACCUCCUCAACCACAUCACCAGUGUGCUCCAGUCUUCCAGUGAUCAUUCUCCUCUGCCACUGGCUUCACCCCCCUCAGCCCCGUUAACAGCUCCGGUCUCAGAAGAGCGGAGCGGCACCCCCUCCCAGGGGUGCAGCAGCCUGUUGGGGCAAGAGUCAGAAAACAACAGCAGCAGCAGCAGCAGCAGCGCAUGGAUCUUGGAGGGUGACGAAGGACUGAAAAGUCAAUGCCAGAGACUGGGCUGCAAUUCAGCAGUGUCCCCCAAUUUCCAACAGCACUGCGUGGCCACCAUCGCCACCAAAGCCUCCUCACAGUGACCACCUUCUCUUCUCUUUGCUGAACAAAACAAGAACAGAGUGAAUCACAAUAAUAAUCUAAUAUAAAUAAUAAAUAACAAUUAUAAAUGAUAUCAAAGUAGUAUCUGUAAUCAACCCCCCAGCCCCCCUACACACACACACACACACACACACACACAAAUGUAACACUCAGCACUGUAAAGUGAACCCGGUAUUGAUCAACAGAUUUGUUUGUAGUGUUCAUGUUUGAAAAUGCACUGUGGAGAAAGAGGGAAGAGAAGACAUUCUUGCUGUGCAUCGUUGCUUUGCGGCACAAUGAGGGUUUUUAAUACCGAUAUAUUCAUUUGCCAGUGGACAUGUACGUAGAAGUCAAUUCUGUAACUUCGAACAGCUUUCUGCUCCAUGUUAAGUGUCAAUCGUACGUUGUAACGGACGCUGAUGUGUUGGUGUACAAGUCUCCCCGUACAAGUCACCUCCAAACUAAAACAAGCAGAUCUGAUGAAAUAUUGGUUCUGUAAAGUAAGAAGAUUAGAACACCGGUUUUGCGCUUGUUUUUUUUUUUUUUUUUUUUUUUUUUUUUAUAUUGUUUUUUUUCUUUCUUCAGACGCUGUAUGCAGUUCCUUAUCGUGAGGAUCCGGUUUUGGGAAUUGCAACGUCAGGUGUCAUGUGUUUUUAUUGUGUUACGAGACGACGCCUGUGUACGUGUGGUUUCUGUGUGCGGUGCGCGCGUGUGUGGGUGCGUGCGUCUGCGUCUGACCGGAAAUUCUUGCAUUCCAAUAUUUUGGGUGUGGUCUGGUGUAGUGAUUAUGAAUUGUACAUUAUUGUAACCACUACCACCCCCAAGUCCCAUUAAGUAGUUAAUACGAAUGGAGAGUUGGUAUCUGAUGACUGUAUAUAUGGAGGUGUUUAGUGUGUUUAAGUAACACAAACACAAGCUAUGUUUUGGGGAAAAAUCUCACUUGAAGGAGAUGCUUGAUCUUGUAACCAUUCCUGUGUAGGUGAUAAAGAAUUUAAUUUAUAGUCAGUAUUUUUUUUUUUUUUUUUUGACUAACUAAUGACUAACAAAUCCAAAUAAUUUAGUCCUGGUAAAAAAAAACCUGUGUAAUUAACUGAAGCGUGCAUUCCGAAGAGCAGAUCUGUGAGCUCUGAUUCAGGCGAAUUAUGAGUAUUUUUUUUUUUUUGUUUUAGGAAACAUUUGCUUGCCUUUAUUUAGAAAAUGCACAUCCAGUGCAGUUAGUUUACCUGGAAUAAGGGCAUUUCCUAUAUACGCACUACAGUCUUAAAAGACUUUGUUUUGUAAAAAUGCACCAGCUUUAGCUGAUGUACAUUCACAUGAACACAUGCUUCAUAUGCGAAUUUAGGUUUGUUUGUUUUUUGUUUGGUAUCCAUGUUUAGUAGUGCAUGUUGCCAUAUCCGUUCUGUUCAGAGGAAAUCGAAAUCAGUUGAAAUGUUUUUUUAAUGCGGACAGUAGUUUCAUAACCUGUUCAAAUUCAAUUUCAUUGAACUAUUUCACAGGGAAAUCUCACAGUUUAGAGUGAAAAUGGGCAUUUUAUGUUAUUAUUAUUAUCAUUAUUAUCAUUAUUAUUAUUAUUAUUAUUAUGCUGUUAUCCUAGGGUAAUCAGCAACGUUUAAUUGCGACAGUUACAUGGGGGGUUUGUACGGAUGCACAUGGGCAAAAUAAUGACAUUAAAUUUAUGCUUUGCUCAGUUGAACCCUAUUCUUGUUUCAUGAACUGAUUUGGGUCACAGCUGUAAAUUUGUCUUGAACAACUUUGGUACUUCCACUGAGCUAUUUGGGGGGAAAGUUAUUUGUAGUGCUUUGCUUCACCUCUAGAGGUCCAUUCUUAAAAGUCAAAGAUUUCAUUUCUUUUAAUCCGUGUGUAUACCAAAAUGCUAAGCACCUUUGCACAAAAAAAAAAAAAACCAGUUCAAGUGUCAGGCUUCAUAGUUUUUUUUACUGGAUUGCAUUUCCUUUCUGCCAAGUGGAACAUUUUAACUGCCUAUCUAACCAACAUAUUGAACUUGGCCAGUUUGAACAUGUGUAACCAUGACACGAAUGCAGUUUUGCUAAACCUGGAGUAAAACCUAGAAAUGACUGGAGUUCCUUGCUUUCUAAAAGACCCACUUAUUAGCCCUGUGAGACGGAGAGAAUAUGUAGAAUAUUUGUACACUGCUCUACUUUGUGUCUCUUAAUUGUACACUUGCAUUUAUUGUGCUUUGACAUGGAAAAAAUAAACCACCCACACACAGAAAAAUCAAGGUACAAUUAAAAUGUACCUCAGAAGUACAUUGUUGUACCCUGCUAGGGUGCAGCUGGAGUGACAAAGCAUUUGUACUCCUUUAGGUACAUUCCUAUACCUUAAUUUUUCUGUGUGUACUCAGUACUUCACCUCAUCAUGUUCUCUUGAAAUCCACUUGAAUGUUUACUUAGAAAUGUUCUAUAUAUAUAUAUAUAUAUAUAUAUAUAUUAUAGGCAAUGUAUGUAUACAGUGCACAAACCCUCCUACACCUGCGUACAUACCUACAUUCAUACAGAACGUCACGUAUAACAUUGUGUUUUGUAAAUUAAAAAUCAGAUUGACACUUUGUGAUUCCUUUUAGAUAAAAGAUUUAAAAAUGAA
Silurus meridionalis is the source of this 4358-nucleotide messenger RNA. It is a transcript of the gene itpk1b, whose product is annotated as inositol-tetrakisphosphate 1-kinase b. The record is from RefSeq and is a predicted model, not a curated record. Gene Ontology annotation, biological process: inositol trisphosphate metabolic process. Gene Ontology annotation, cellular component: cytoplasm. NCBI's taxonomy places the organism in Eukaryota, Metazoa, Chordata, Actinopteri, Siluriformes, Siluridae. The coding region runs from base 512 to 1759 and encodes 415 amino acids. The transcript has 11 exons. Gene Ontology annotation, molecular function: inositol-1,3,4-trisphosphate 5-kinase activity; inositol-3,4,5,6-tetrakisphosphate 1-kinase activity; ATP binding.